AUGGAGGACGAGGAGAUGGAGAAGAAGGUCCAGCAGUACCUGCAACGCAAGGGGUCUGACAAUGAUCCGGCAAGAUACCAUGAUGGAUAUAGUAAACUAAGAACAUGGGCAUAUAGUUCUCUUGAUCAAUACAAGGCCGGACUCUUUGCCUCCGAGUCCGCCGCCGCGGAUGUCGCCGCCAAGGCCCAGGCGGACGCCGCCGCUGCCAAGGCUGCUGCGGACGCCGCCGCGUCGAAGGCCAACGCGCUCGCUGCUCGUCAGGCCGCGCAGGAGGCCGCCGCGGCCGCCCACCCGCGCGAAGCCCUAGAUCGCGCCACGCGAGAGCGCCAAGCCGCUGCCACCGCCCUGGACGACAAGGACGACGCCCACUCCAUCGCCACGGAUGCUUCCCUUCCCGACGGCGAGGGUGAUCUGAACGACGCUCUGCUUCUUCAUGAGGCCGCCGCCGUCCUCAACCUGCACGCCCAGGGGGUCGCCGUGCAGAGCAUCCAGAGACCCAAAUCUUAG
Messenger RNA from Panicum virgatum (switchgrass), 507 nucleotides. Its product is annotated as tol-Pal system protein TolA-like. NCBI's taxonomy places the organism in Eukaryota, Viridiplantae, Streptophyta, Magnoliopsida, Poales, Poaceae. The record is from RefSeq and is a predicted model, not a curated record. Bases 1 to 507 code for a protein of 168 amino acids. The transcript has 4 exons.